This is a messenger RNA of Amphiprion ocellaris (clown anemonefish), 7246 nucleotides long. RefSeq names its product syntrophin, beta 2 (gene sntb2). The transcript has 7 exons. The record is from RefSeq and is a predicted model, not a curated record. Lineage: Eukaryota; Metazoa; Chordata; Actinopteri; Pomacentridae. Gene Ontology annotation, cellular component: synapse; intracellular anatomical structure; dystrophin-associated glycoprotein complex. Bases 227 to 1987 code for a protein of 586 amino acids. Gene Ontology annotation, molecular function: protein binding; structural molecule activity.
UUAAACUCGACAACAACCAAGCGGGGCGGCCCGUCCAUCGCCGCCAGUUGUUCCGUUCCGGUGCCCUCCCUGCUCCCCGGGACUCCUCGGUCCUCUCCCCCCCCUCUCCCCGCAGUCACGGCGGCGGUGGGUGUGUCGAUGCGGGCCGGAGCUGCCUCCAGUCGCUGCUUGAGAAAAGAGGAAAAAAGUUGGUGAUGAGUUCAGAGUAGCGGAGCAGCUAGCCGGGAUGGCGGUCUGGACCCGAGCCGACAAGAACGGGCAGCUGGACCUUCUGCUCCGGGACCGCUGGAUCCGAGUCUCCGCCGAACUCACCCGGGAAACGCUCACUUUGACGGCCGAGGCGGAGGCGUCCGCCCCGGGGGCCAACCACUGGGACUACAGCAACUCCCCGGCGGGCCUCAGAAACGGCAUCUCGAACGGAAACGAGCCGGGGGCGAGUCCCGGGAGCCGCGGUCCGGACCAGCUCCAGAACCAGAACCAGAACCACGGGGGUCGGGGGCGCAGCGGCAGCCCGGGGCGAGGGGGUGUCAGCCGGGGUCAGUACGACGGCGGCUACGCUCUCAACAGCCCCGGAAAGUACCCGAAUAACGGCACCAGCUCCGACUUCGGAAGCCCCGGAUCCAGCUACGGCAGCCCGGGCUCCAGCUUCGGGUCGCGGCAGGGGGAGGACGGCUCCUCGGAGGCGGUGCGGAAGGUCCGGGUAGUGAAGCAGGAGUCUGGCGGGCUGGGGAUCAGCAUCAAGGGGGGCCGAGAGAACCGGAUGCCCAUCCUCAUCUCCAAGAUCUUCCCGGGGCUCGCCGCCGACCAGAGCCGGGCGCUGCGGGUGGGCGACGCGAUCCUGUCGGUGAACGGGAACGACCUCCGGGAGGCGACCCACGACCUGGCGGUGCAGGCGCUCAAGAAGGCUGGAAAAGAGGUGACCCUGGAGGUGAAGUACAUCCGCGAGGUGUCUCCGCUCUUCAAGAAGCCGUCCCUGGUGGCCGACCUGCCGUGGGACGGCGUCCGUCCUCAGUCUCCCAGCUACAGCGGCAGCGACGACUCCGGAUCCCCCAAACACAGCAGCAGCAGCAGCAGCUCCAAAGACAGGAAGGUGAUCAGCCUGAAGAUGUGCUUCAUCAGCAGGAACCUCACCAUGCCGGACCUGGAGAACAGGCUGCUGGAGCUUCAUUCUCCCGACGGGCAGCACACCGUGGUGCUUCGCUGCAAAGACGGACCUUCAGCCAACUCCUGGUUCACCGCCGUCCACACCAACAUCGCCGCCCUGCUGCCCCAGACUCUGGCCCACAUCAACGCCUACCUGGGGGCGUCGUCCUCGGCCUCCACACACCCCCACCUCAAGCACAUCGGCUGGCUGGCCGAGCAGGUCCAGCUGGAAGGCGGUCGGCAGCAGUACCGGCCCGUCGUCAUGGCGCUGACGGAGAAAGACAUCCUGCUGUUUGAGUCGGUGCCGUGGAGCCGAGAGUCCUGGUCCGUCCCUCUGCUGACGCAUCCGCUGCUCGCCACCAGGCUAGUUCAUUCCGGCAGUGCUCGAGGUUCUCCUGCUCAGGGUUCUGACCUGGUGUUCGCCACUCGGACCGGAACCGGCCGAGGCAUCGAGUCCCACAUCUUCCGAGUGGAGACCCACUGGGACCUGUCCUCGUGGACUCGGGCCCUCGUUCAGGGGGCUCACGCCGCCGCUGAGCUCAUCAAAGAAGUGUCCAUCGGCUGCACGUUGAACCGGCAGGACGUCCGACUGACGCUGCACUACGAGAAAGGCUUCACGGUGACGAGGGAACCGGCUGAUCCAUCGGGGGGCGCCGUGCUCUUCAGAUACCCCUACGAGAAGCUCAAAAUGUCCGCCGACGACGGAAUACGCAAUCUGUACCUUGACUUUGGAGGUCCAGAGGGAGAAAUGGUGUUUGACCUCCACUCGGGUCCAAAGCCGGUGGUGUUCGUCCUCCACUCCUUCCUGUCAGCCAAACUAACUCGGAUGGGCCUUCUGACGUGAAGCGACCGACCGACGCCGGCAGCGAAAGCAUUUCAUUACUCUUCUUGUUUUUCUUUAUUUUUUUAUCUUAUUUUUUUUUUCUCCAGUUCCUCCAUUCACAGCUGAAGCUAGUCCCGAGGCGGCGCUGCAGGGAAAGAUUAACCCAUCGUCGAUUGUCUCAGAAACGUGCCUUCUCUUCCAGCUUCUCCAAACAGGAAGGGGCACUUUGCUUCGAGUGUUAGAUAGCUGUUAACGACCUCACGACAUUCCAGAUUCUAAUCGCGAGCCUGCAACGCCUCAAAGUGAUACCCAAACACGUCCAGGGAAGGCUUUUGUAGAUCCAAGGACUUGUUACUCUGCCUAUCAUUCCACAGCAGCCUUCCAGUCCACUUCUUCGUGUCUCUGUUCGUCUGAGGAAGUCGCUGUUUUAGACGCUGAGCAGAGAAGAAGAAAGACCUCGACGCUACUCGCUUCUGUCGGCUUCGAUAGUGUGCCUGCACAUUAUCCCAAACUACUGUCAGGAUGCCAUCUGUGCCUUUUUCAACGUGUAGGAAAAGACUGUCUUUGUAACGUUUUUCCUGUUUUUUUUUCUUUUUGUAACGUUACACAAUAAGAGGAUUUUAUGCUUUGGACAUGCACAAGCAAUAGUAUUACUCUUAUAGUGUAAACCAUGUUACUAUGUUUGUUUUUUUAACUGUAUAUCUCUUCAUAGCAUGAACUUUCUGACCAGAUGAUGAUAUAUGACAUGUUACCUACCGUCGUCACCCACACUACCACCGCCAUCGCCUCGCUUCCCUUCGCUUGAGAUUACGCAUCGCAGCGGUAAAGAUGUAUUUUAAUAACAUCUUUCUGCUCGCUUAUUUCAGUCUUUUGCUUCAAAAACAGGAAAUUUAAGCAUUCCUAAUGUCAUAUUUUAGUGUUUUUAACCCUCUGAACUCCCAGUCGUUUUGGUUCCUGUCACAUUUUUCCUCACUGUGGGUAAAUUUUUCACUACAAUAUAAAGUCCUGCACCUCUGUGGAAACAGAACAACCAUGACUUGAAAGAAAAAUAACCCAAAAAUGUCUUCUGUGUAAUUUGACACAGACAGAAAUCAUUUAAAAAUGUAUUAAACCAAGUUUUAUGCUGAUUGUUAAUUUGCAAAAAAAUAUAAUUUAUUAAUAAGUGCCCCCAGAUAAUUCAAAUAAUGGAAAAGAAACAAGGCUCUACAUGUCUACAGAUGAGGUGUUUUUCUGUAGAAAGAUGUUUCUCCAUGCUGAAUGUAUCUUCCUCCAACUUGUUCCUCUGUUCACUGUUUCUGAGCCAUGCUGCAUUUAUUUUAUUGAUUAUUAAUUUUACAAAAUUGAAAAGAACUGGAAUUAACAUGUACAAUAUUUUUCACAUAGCCACAAUUACUCCCAAUACUAGAAAAUAAAUGGUGGCUUUACAUUUUAGAUAUUUAGCUUUUUCCAUUUUUAAUUCAUUAUUCGUCUCCGCUCUGUGGAAACACUGCCUGCAGUUCAGCUGAAAACUGAAUUUUUGCCACGUGACUGUUGUUCACAGCUGAGUCACUAAUGGCUUCACAGUUAUAUUAAGGAACACAGAAUUUUUUGUUUUUUUACAGAAUCUGGUUAAAGUAAACUGUUUAGUUUUGUCAGUUUUUUUUUUAAACACGACAAGUAGAAUUCAUUUUCCAACUGCAUGAGUUGCUCAAGAACCACUGGAAAAUGGAAAAGCUUAGAAUUUUUCAGUUUUUGGCUCGUCUUAUUUUGCUAUUUUUUUGUGAUGAAAACAGCAUGCCAUUGAAAUCUUCUAGUUUUGGGGGUUCAGAGGGUUAAAUUCUAUUUUUUUCUCCUAAAUAAUAAACAAACAAAAAUUGUCAAGCAGUAAAUAAGUGUCCGAUUUCACCCUACUGCAGGUAGGAGCGAAAUAUUCUUAUUUCCAGCAAAUAAAUUUGCAGUUAGCAUUAAAAUAUAUUCACUAUAAAAUUAUUUAACCUUGAAACUAAUUUAAAAAGGCUCAGAUUUAAGCCUAUGUAGGUUUAUAUAAACAUUUGUAUAGACAGUUGAAACUAGUUUGUCCUUAAAGUCACCUCAUGUAGGAGGUGUCGUCCCAGAAAACCAGAGAAAAUAUUCACAUAAAUAACUUUAUUCUGGAGCUUUCGGCCACAUCUCACUGUCUUCAUCACAGCUGAGGAAAUGUUUGUAGUUUCUACAAAUCUAUUUUUAAUUUUAAGCCUGAUUGUGAAUCUGUUUCUUUGCAUGAAAUCUAAACUAAAAAUGCUACAUGCUAAGUUUGGACAAGUUCAUCACCUCAAAAUGUUUUUUUUUUCACCUUCAGCUUUCUUUUUCUAGUUGAAAUAAUGAGCAGACUUAAUAAAUGUUUCUUUAAAUGUAAUAUAUACGCUUUAAUAUUUGAUUUAAAGGUGGUUAAACACAGUAAACUGCAUCAAUUCCCCUGGAUUAAAGGCUACAGAGAUGCUAGCUUAUCGCUAAUCCUGGCUAAUUAGCAUUUAGCAAGACAAUUAAAUCCUGUGUUACUUUUAUUUCUCUAACAGAUAAGAUUUAGCUGUUAAUUCUUAUUUAUGUGGUUGAACAAAUUCAACUCUGAAUGUGUUUGUGUUAAAAUCAAGUUUACAAAAUUUAAAAACUGGAGGAAACCAGCUAAAUUAGCAUUAGCUAGCAGCGCUAACAGCUAGCCUAAACUAGUUUGGUUUUUAGCUUAACUUUUCUAGCUCUUAUUCGUGUUUUUUUCCCCCAAAAUACUUACAUUUCUAUCAAAUACCACUUUACAUGACAAGAUAAAAUUCUGAAAAAAAAUAUUUUAUAGUAAUAUAGUUAUAUAUAUAUUAGAAUAUAUAUAUUAGAAAAUGCUUUCAUUCCUAACUGGAGCAGUAAACCAAUGUUUAUAAAGUUUGUUUAUGAAGGAUUGAAAUUAUUAGCAUCACCAGUAGUAAAUACAAUGCAAAUAUAUUUGUAGCAUAUCAAAAAAAGAUAAAGCAAUUGCACAUUUGUGGCAUUUUAAAGCUAAUCGCUGGUUUUGGUAGAUGAAAAACACAAAAAGGAGAAUUUAGCGGCAGACAAAUUAUAUGCUAUUUGUGUUCUUUACAUCAUUGAAAAAAAGCCAAAAUUUACACAUAUAUUGUUAAAUUUUCAUAAAUAAAUGCAAAUAGCAAGGUAUUCUGAAUUCUAAAUGUGUUUGUUUAUUGACAUAGAACUAUUUAAAAGUUAUUUUUAGCAGUUUGAUAAUUAAAAGCUUAUUUAUUUUAUGUAAUUUGACUCAUGAAGAAGCUCAGUUUGCUGAUCAAGACAGUGAAAUACAGUUGAAAGGUCUGGAAAAAGCUCUGUUAUUCCCUAAAUAAUGAACAUUUACACUUGACUUUUGAGCUAUUUGAACCCUAAAUUAGUCUUUUGACGUCAUUAAAUUGACGUGAAGUCGAUGUUAUUAGCGUGACUGACUAAUUCUGCCUUUAGUUCAGCUGCCUGAGCAGAGAUUUGAGUCCAAUAAACACAUUUUCAUCACCUUCAGCUGCUUCUUGUUGCUAAAGUUUCCUUCAGUGGCGCCUCUGUGUUCUGUUGGACCUCAGAACAAAGAGUCUUUGUGUCCGAUGAGAACCAGAUAACCCGUCUGUCCUCGGAUCAGGAACUCGGCCGGGUCGACCUCAGUUCUGUUUUAAACUUCCUUGUGGUUGUUUGAGCAGAAGUUUUUUUUUUUUUUUUUUUUUAAUCAAAGUAGAAAUACAACAUUUAGUUCCUAUUUAGGGUCAUUUCAAGAUGCGGUUUCUGAUGUUAAAACAGAAGUAGAGUUUGUUUCGCUUUAACCCUCUGAACUCCAAACAGUUUCUGGGUGUCUUUAUUUUGUAAAAGUAGAUUUUUUUGGUGGUGUUGUUAAUUUACAGAAAAAUGUAAAAAUGGAACCAACAUUUCUGACAUUUUUUAAGUGUCCACAGGUGUUACCAAAAUGCAGAAAAAACACAUACUAUAGAUAUUUAAUAUUUCCAUUUUUACAGCCUCAACAAGCUUUUUCACUACUUUGCAUGUAAACUCGAUGUUUCACCAUGCUGAAUGUAUCUUCCCACAGCCUGCUCCUCUGUUCACCAUUUCUGAGCCAUGCUGCAUUUAUUUUAUCGAUCACAACUUAAAAUAAAAACAGUGGCUCUACAUUCUAUAGAUAUUUUAUGACUAGACAUUUAUAACUUUUGUCUUUAUUUUGCUCCUCUCUGCUCUAAAAACAAAGCCGAGUGCAGAAUUUUUGCCACGUCACGGUUGGUCACUGCUGAGUCAUUAAUCGCUUCACAGUUACAUUAAGGAACACAGAGUUUUUUGUUUUUAUAGAAUCUGGUUAAAGCAAACUGUAUAUUUUUUUAGCAUUUUUUUGGCAUUUUGCUGUCAGUUUCAUGCUUAGAUUUGUUUAAUUUUUCCAAUAGAACUACAUGUUCUGUAUGAGUAGUUCAGUGACCGGCAGAAAGUAGUAAAGCCUACAUUUUUUUUCAGUUUUUGGCUCUGAAAAAUCGUCCUUUUUCAUGAUUUUUUCUUGUGAUUUAAACAGCAUGCCUUUUGCCACGUGACUUUUUUUUUCCUUUAUUUUACUCCUCUCUGCUCUAAAAACAAAGCCGAGUCUCUGAAUUUUUGCCACAUCACUGUUGAUCACAGCCCAAUCACUUAUGGCUUUUCGAUUGCGCUGAGAAACGCACAAUUUUUUGUUUUUUACAGAAUCCAGUAAUCAUAAACAGUUUAUUUUUCAGCAAUUUUCAGAUCAUAUUUAAGGUACAUUUUCAACAUGGAGCAGCUUCUUUGGCUUGUUGUGUUCAAAGACCGUCGGAAAGUUGUAAAUCUGUUGUGUUAAGUUUCUGGCUCAUAAAUUGUGUUUUUUGUAUUUUUUUUCAACAGAAAACACCUUUCAGAUCAAGGUUUUGGGGUUCAGAGGGUUAAAACACUCAUAUUUGUUUAGUUCCUGCCAUCAUUUGAAGCAAUACUGACUUAUUAAAGCUGCAGGCCGUCCCUCCUUAAUGCACUCACCUGUCGGCCCGUCUCACCUGUGAAUGUACUCCCUCCUUCCUCCUCCUCCUCCUCCUCCUCUUCUUCUUCUGUCCCGUCUAUGCAACGCUUCAAACAUGAGGUUUCUGGAACCAAAGUUAAAUUUGUGGCAGCUUGCGUCCGACACAAUCAUGAAACUGAACGAGAGGAAAACGUGCUGCUGCAGCAAAGCGUCAUUAUGCAAAGUAUUGUAGACUCCUUCAGUAAAACUGUAUGAUACCAUGUAGUAAUCUCAUGUAAAUACCAAUUAAACUCUUAUAAAGUACA